GGACGAAUCGUAUUUUCUCGUUUUGGGCAGAAGAGUUUGUUCCCGUUCUCUGAACCUUCGGUGCCGCCGGUGGGCGAGGACUGCGUGGACGCCGCGAGGCAGAAUCCGGACGAGAUCGGGGCCACGGACUUGAACUUCCUCAUGGUGCUCGGCAGGGGGUCCUUCAGCAAGGUGAUGCUGGCGGAGAGGAAGGGGACGGAGGAGUUGUUCGCGAUCAAGAUCCGGAGAAAGGACAUCUUCAUGAAGGAGGACCUUGUGAAAUGCGCGAUGAUCGAGAAACGCGUCCAUGCCCUUCCAAAUAAACCCCCUUUCCUCGUCCAAUUACAUUCCUGCUUCCAGACCAAGAUCAUCCUGCAGCAACCGUAUGGGAAGUCAGUGGACUGGUGGGCAUACGGAGUUCUAUUGUACGAGAUGCUAGUGGGGGAAGCCCCAUUUGACGGAGAGAAUGAGGUGCUCUUCGCAGCCAUCACCGACCAACCCGUCUCCUAUCCCAAGUUCCUCUCUAAGGAGGCCAAGGAUGCCUGCAAGGGGUUCCUGACAAAGAAUACCUCAAAGCGACUCGGCUGCGGGCCAAAGGGAGAGGAGGAUGUGAGGAAUCACCCGUUCUUUCGUCCCAUCGACUGGGAAACGCUCGAGAGCCGGGAAGUGCAGCCCCCUUUCCAGCCUAAGAUUAAAAACCCGCGAUCGGGUGAGAACUUCGACCCGAUCUUCACCCACUCCACGAUGAAGAUGUCACCAGUGGACGAAUGCGUGAUUCGCGACAUCACCGAGGACAUCUUUCAGGGAUUCUCGUUUGUGAACCCUUCCUACGCCCCCAUCCAUGCCGAGGCGCCUCUUGGACACUGA
This is a messenger RNA of Darwinula stevensoni, 846 nucleotides long. Lineage: Eukaryota; Metazoa; Arthropoda; Ostracoda; Podocopida; Darwinulidae. The record is from the annotation of a GenBank genome assembly.